CACGUGAUAUCGGCACGGUGGGGGAGUCACGUGAGGCGUUGGAGGGGGUGGAGUCCACGUGACUCGCGUAAACAGCUGACGGCGGGAGAGAGGGAAGCGGGCGCCACUUUGAAACAAUAUUUUUUUUAAUGAAAUAAAAAAAACACAAACACAACAACACACAAACAUUUAGAAGAUUUGUUUUUUUUCCCGAGAAGUCUCCGCCGUCCCCCUCGACCUCUCGCGACGGCAUCGGCAGCAGCAGCGGCGGCGGCGGCGGCAGCGUCUCACGCGAGCGCGCCAUGUUCGAGACGUUCCGGGAACGGCUCCUGAACGUGCAGCAAGACCUGAGCGCCGGGCUCAAGACACUCAGUGACAGGUCGAAAGAUGUCAACGUGAAACGGAAGUUGAGCAAACAAGACGAAUAUGAUCCUUGCCUGAACGCAGGCACUGAGUUGCUGAACAGAUAUGAGGACAGCUGGUCGGAGCUGCACAGACAGGCCGAGGCCUGCGCUAGGCUGGGAGAGGGAGUGGACGCGCUGGCCACCGCCGUCUCGGCCUCGUGGGAGCAGCGCUGCUUGCGGCUUGCCGAGCUCACGGCCCAGAUGCGUCUUCUGCCGUCGGUGGUGACUCAGCUGGACUCGCUGCUCGCGACGCUCGGUCAGCUGGAGGGAGAGUGCGAGGAGCUGGAGGACCGGCUGGGCCACCUGGAGGACAUGUGCGAGGAGUGCGAGCUGCGCAGGGCCACGGAGCAGCACGCUCGCGACGCACUCGCUUACGAGCAGCGCAAAGGCCCGAUUGAAAAGGAAUUGGAGAAAGAGCACGAAGCCUUCAAAAUGGAGCUGGAGGGGGAGCAACGUGCGCCGUAGCUGCGAGGCGGAGCGGUCGCACGCGCUGCGUCUGCGCGAGCGCCAGCGCUUCUUUGAGGAGGCGUUCCAGCAGGACGUGGAGCACUACCUCUCGAACCGGCGUGCUGCAGCUGCACGGCGCGGGAGGCGGCA
This is a messenger RNA of Petromyzon marinus (sea lamprey), 980 nucleotides long. Its product is annotated as dysbindin-like. Lineage: Eukaryota; Metazoa; Chordata; Hyperoartia; Petromyzontiformes; Petromyzontidae. Gene Ontology annotation, biological process: negative regulation of protein kinase activity. Gene Ontology annotation, cellular component: cytoplasm. The record is from RefSeq and is a predicted model, not a curated record.